Messenger RNA from Eptesicus fuscus (big brown bat), 946 nucleotides. RefSeq names its product calbindin 2 (gene CALB2). The transcript has 11 exons. Bases 1 to 816 code for a protein of 271 amino acids. Gene Ontology annotation, molecular function: calcium ion binding. The record is from RefSeq and is a predicted model, not a curated record. Gene Ontology annotation, cellular component: synapse; dendrite; terminal bouton. NCBI's taxonomy places the organism in Eukaryota, Metazoa, Chordata, Mammalia, Chiroptera, Vespertilionidae. Gene Ontology annotation, biological process: regulation of long-term synaptic potentiation; regulation of presynaptic cytosolic calcium ion concentration.
AUGGCUGGCCCGCAGCAGCAGCCCCCUUACCUGCACCUGGCCGAGCUGACGGCGUCCCAGUUCCUGGAGAUCUGGAAGCACUUUGACGCAGACGGAAAUGGGUAUAUUGAAGGUAAAGAACUAGAAAACUUCUUCCAAGAGCUGGAGAAGACAAGAAAAGUCUCUGGCAUGACGUCCAAGAGUGACAGCCUGGGGGAGAAGAUGAAGGCGUUCAUGCAGAAGUAUGACAAGAACUCGGAUGGGAAAAUCGAGAUGGCAGAGCUGGCGCAGAUCCUGCCCACCGAGGAGAACUUCCUGCUGUGCUUCAGGCAGCACGUGGGCUCCAGCGCGGAGUUCAUGGAGGCUUGGCGGAAGUACGACACAGACCGAAGUGGCUACAUUGAAGCCAAUGAGCUCAAGGGAUUCCUGUCUGACCUGCUGAAGAAGGCCAACCGGCCGUAUGAUGAACCCAAGCUCCAGGAGUACACCCAAACCAUACUACGGAUGUUUGACCUGAAUGGCGAUGGCAAACUGGGCCUCUCGGAGAUGUCCCGACUCUUGCCUGUACAGGAAAACUUCCUGCUUAAAUUUCAGGGCAUGAAGCUGACCUCAGAGGAGUUCAACGCCAUCUUCACCUUUUACGACAAGGACGGCAGCGGCUACAUUGACGAGAACGAGCUGGACGCCCUUCUGAAGGACCUGUACGAGAAAAACAAGAAGGAAAUGAACAUCCAGGAGCUCACCAACUACAGAAAGAGCGUCAUGUCCUUGGCCGAGGCGGGGAAGCUCUACCGCAAGGACCUGGAGAUUGUCCUCUGCAGCGAGACCCCCCUGUAAAGGGGAGACGGAGGCGGCCUCUCCUCCUCCCCAAACCCCGCCCCCGCUGCCCUGACACUCCUCCCCAGACCCGGAGAUCUGGGGCGCCCCUCCCCACGCCCCUGCCACCUGCAGAGCAGGAGAGGAGAGG